This is a messenger RNA of Ictalurus furcatus (blue catfish), 1365 nucleotides long. RefSeq lists its product as uncharacterized. The record is from RefSeq and is a predicted model, not a curated record. Lineage: Eukaryota; Metazoa; Chordata; Actinopteri; Siluriformes; Ictaluridae. Bases 186 to 1106 code for a protein of 306 amino acids. The transcript is spliced from 7 exons.
UCCCCUCCUCCUCAGGGUUCUCACACAGAGUAUCAGUGUUGAUCCUUUAGAUUUGUUUAAGUGUAGAGCUGCUCAGAUGGAAAUGUGACUCCAGUAGUGUGAAGCUGGGGAAGUUUAUUACCACUGUAAUCAGAGUUACUUGGGCACAUCGGGGCGCAGCUGGACAGAUCGGACACACUCAGAGGAUGGAGGGGGGAUCUCCAGUCAAGUUAUCAGUGGCUGAACUGGCUGGGAAGUUCAAAAGUCAUCCACUGCCAAUGCCAAGGAAUGACGAGAGAAAACCUGUUCAAAGGAGCCCUCCGUGUUCUUUGCAGUUACAUGACCAGAUGGAUAGUGAGAGUGAGAAGGAGAAAGCGACUAUUCCACCUCAACCUCCCCCCAGGGCCAAGCUGAAGAAUUCUCCUCUCAUUGAGAAACUGCAGGCCAAUCCCAUAUUGUCACCUACUAUACUGCUCAACUCAAAAAGUCUAGAAGGGAAGCAACCGGCUGUACCAUUCUGUCCCAUCAGCCCCUGCGGUCCCCAGAGUCCCACCCUGAGGCCCCCUCAGCAGCACGGUGCCAAUGAGGUGCCCAUCAGCUUCGAGCAACCAGCUGAGGGCACCACACUGCCCAACUUCAGCAAGAGUCGAGUCCGACUGUCUUUCAAGCGGCGACCACCCACUCGCCAGCACCGGAAGUCAGUAGGUGAAGAGGGGGCUCCAGACACACCUGAGGAAAACAGGUCUCCAUGUGAUCUGCACAGUCCUGAUAACGCUCCUGACAAGAAUGACAAUACAAAGGAUGCACUGAAUGUUCCUCAGGAGGAGACACACGAGAGCCAGGAAGACUCCAAUCCUCUCAUUACUGUAGAAGACACAGAGCUGCAGGAAGAGCACAAUGAUAUGAGCAAGGACAAUGAAGGGACUGAAGACACUGAAGAGGAGAACAAGGAAGAGGUAGCCGAGGAAAAGAGCUCAGGAAAUCCUGAAGCUUCAGACAACCAACAAGAGGAAAAGGCACUUGAGGAACAUAGCACAGAGGAGAUGGAAGGAUCAAAAAAAGAAGAAGAAACUUCAGGAGAAUCUACUGAAGAGAACAUGGAUGCCGAGGAUCAAGCUGGAGACUGAGAUGGACAAACAUAUAGCUGUGAAAAGUGGAGAGUGCAGUGGAGGAAGGAAGAACACUGGCCAAAUGCAGAGACUUGUACUUUAUAAAGUUGGACCUGGAUUUAUGCUCUAAGCCCUCGUGUAUCAACAGUGUUGCCACUACCACAGCUGUUAACAAGCCUUGCAUGGUCGACCAUCUAACAGUGGCCUAGGAAUACUCCAGUAUUUUCAGAGUAUGAGCAGAAAACUAAGUGUGUAUUAAAUUUCGGGAGGAUAUAAA